AUGCGCAGUACGCCUUUCGAAAAUCGACCGCGACUUCCCCGCAUAGCCCUAAGCAAGCGGAAUCGGGUUGUCGUGAGGAAUCUGAACCCAAUGCUGGUGACCUAUUUGGAAGCCAGCCGGGACCUUUGCGAGACGGACUCAAUUCUUUUUGGCGCCGCUCUGGCAGUCUGCCGUAUUAUAGGCGCCAAGCUCUCCACGGCUGGACGCGCUACUGGACAAUGUAGUGCUAUUCCAGCCUGGAGAAUAAGAAUUGAAGAACGUAUCGCAAAGGCUAGGGCCCUCAUCGGCUGA
Molecule: messenger RNA, 291 nt
Organism: Parnassius apollo (apollo)
Lineage: Eukaryota; Metazoa; Arthropoda; Insecta; Lepidoptera; Papilionidae
Source: the annotation of a GenBank genome assembly